GAUCUAAUUCACCGUGGAUUAAGCUUUUCUUUUCACGAGAAAAACAUAACGUCGGUGGAUGGAACCGUCUAAUAAGUUUUCCUCUUUAUAAAUAUGGCCUCCCUUCUCCAUCUAUAGUGCAUAAACAAGAGACACAUUCCUAUAGCCAUAAUAGAAUGGCCCAAGAUAAAGAAAGCUUGACUGGAAUGCCAGAAACCAGCAAGCUCAUUUCUUUCUCCAAGAAACACAAGAAGCUCUUUCUUUCUCUCUUUGCUUCUUUCCUCCUAGUUGCAGCUAUUGUCGCCAUUGUCUCCGGUGUAAAGAAAAGUGAAGAUGAUACUUCACAAUCUCAUGCCAUCCUCAAAUCCUCAUGUAGCAGCACAAGAUACCCUGAUUUGUGCUUCUCAGCUGUGGUAUCUGUCCCUGGAGCCACCAGUAACUUGGCUACCCAAAAGGAUGUGAUUGAAGUGUCCUUGAACAUUACAACUGAAGCUGUCCAGCACAAUUACUUCACGGUAAAGAAGCUCAGAGCUAAAAAGAAGCUCACAAAGAGGGAAAAGAUUGCUCUCCAUGAUUGUUUGGAGACUAUAGAUGAGACUCUCGAUGAGCUACACGAGGUCUUGGAGGAUCUUAAAGAAUAUCCCAGCAAGAAAUCUCUGUCUCAACACGCAGAUGAUCUUAAGACUCUGAUGAGUGCAGCAAUCACCAACCAAGAAACAUGUUUGGAUGGGUUCUCUCAUGAGAAAGCAGAUAAGGAAGUGAGAAAAGCUCUUUUGGCUGGUCAAGUUCAUGUUAAGCGUAUGUGCAGUAAUGCCCUUGCAAUGAUCAAGAACAUGACUGACACAGACAUUAUCAAUGAGCUUAAGUUAGCCACCAGUACUACAAACAGGAAACUCAAGGAGGAGAAAGAUGAAGAAAGUGGGUGGCCAGGUUGGUUGUCGGUGGCAGACAGGAGACUGUUGCAGUCGUCAUCAGUGACUCCCAACGUGGUGGUGGCAGCUGAUGGAAGUGGGAAUUAUAGGACAGUAUCAGCUGCAGUAGCUGCAGCUCCUACUAAAAGCAGCAAGAGAUACAUUAUAAGAAUAAAAGCAGGAGUUUACAGAGAAAAUGUGGAAGUCCCAAAGAGCAAGACAAACCUAAUGUUUUUGGGAGAUGGAAGGAAAACAACAAUUAUUACAGGAAGUAGGAACGUAGUUGAUGGGAGCACAACCUUCAAAUCUGCCACAGUUGCUGUUGUGGGUCAAGGAUUCUUAGCCAGGGGUGUGACUUUCCAAAACACGGCUGGUCCCUCCAAGCACCAAGCAGUGGCACUAAGGGUUGGGGCUGAUCUUGCAGCUUUCUACGAAUGUGAUAUGCUAGCAUACCAAGACACUCUCUAUGUCCACUCCAAUCGUCAAUUUUUCAUAAACUGCUUAAUAGCAGGCACAGUUGAUUUCAUUUUUGGCAAUUCAGCAGCUGUUUUACAAGACUGUGAUAUCCAUGCUCGUAGACCCAAUUCAGGCCAGAAAAAUAUGGUGACAGCCCAAGGCAGGACUGACCCAAAUCAAAACACUGGCAUUGUAAUUCAAAAGUGUAGAAUUGGUGCCACUUCUGAUCUGAGACCUGUCCAGGGCAGCUUCCCAACUUAUCUUGGAAGGCCAUGGAAGGAGUAUUCAAGAACUGUGAUAAUGCAAUCGACCAUCAGUGACGUGAUAAACCCUGCUGGAUGGCAUGAGUGGCAAGGGAAUUUUGCACUGAACACAUUGUUUUAUGGAGAGUAUCAGAACAGUGGGGCUGGAGCUGGAACUUCCAGGAGGGUUAGAUGGAGGGGUUUCAAGGUGAUCACUAGUGCAACUGAGGCUCAAGGGUUUACUCCUGGCAGGUUCAUUGCCGGUGGCAGUUGGCUGCGUUCCACCACCUUCCCAUUUUCUCUUGGUUUAUGAAAAAAAAAAAAAAAAAGUUGUGUUAUCAUGUAUUGCUUCAGCUAUAGCUAGUGCUUGAUUUGAGUGUUACAUUUGUAUGCUUUCUUGAUUAAUCAAUAAGAGCAUGCGGGGAUUUCUAAAUUAUUAA
This is a messenger RNA of Manihot esculenta (cassava), 2028 nucleotides long. Its product is annotated as pectinesterase. The transcript is spliced from 2 exons. NCBI's taxonomy places the organism in Eukaryota, Viridiplantae, Streptophyta, Magnoliopsida, Malpighiales, Euphorbiaceae. The coding region runs from base 156 to 1901 and encodes 581 amino acids. The record is from RefSeq and is a predicted model, not a curated record. Gene Ontology annotation, biological process: cell wall modification. Gene Ontology annotation, molecular function: pectinesterase inhibitor activity; pectinesterase activity.